AUGCCUGUCGAGAAUGAGAACGAUCGUGGAAGUCAUAGCCAUGAAGCUGAGGAGCUCGUCACCACAGAACUAAAUACCGGAGGUGCCUGCAAAAUCGACGGCGGUUAUCGUGAUCGUGGUACUCGCGCCACUAUGCUAGGAUUCUUUGCCAAUCUUGGACUUACUGGCAUAAAAGGAGCAGCUGGCUGGUACCUGAACUCCGCAGUGUUGUUAGCGGAUGCUGGCCAUUCGUUAAGUGACUUAGCGGGCGACAUAAUCACACUCUUUUUCUACACAUUUUCCCGGAGAACACCUUCCCCGAGUUAUCCUUACGGCUAUGGAAAGUUCGAAUCUGUAGGGACAGCAGUGGUCUCCAUAUUCCUACUUUUGGCAGCAUUCGCGAUCGGUGGUCACUCUUACUCGCUUCUUGAAGAAUCUAUCCCAUUCCUGCGUGCUCGUAUCCCCUUUCCGGCGUCUUCUGAUUCAUCAUUCAACCACCCUUUGGAUUCAACAACAGAUCCAAAUGCGGCUUGGAUUGCAGUCUUCAGUAUAUUAAUCAAGGAAUCCGUUUAUCGGAUCAUGGCCUCUAUCGCCCGAACCGAAAACAGUCCGGUAUUAUUGGCGAAUGCACUUCAUCAUCGAAGCGAUAUGUAUUCGAGUUUUGUUAGCCUUAUUGCGAUUAUUGGCAAUUGGGUAUUCCCAAAAUUACCAUUCGAUCCGAUAGGCGGUUUACUUGUGACCCUUCUAAUUCUUCACCAAGCUUUCGAACUGUUGGGCGGUGCAUUAUUCGAAUUAACUGACAGAGCGCUGCCGGCUGGAGACCUCGAGCCGGUAAUGAAUAUUAUUCGCAGUGAAGUGAAGGACUUCAAAUCUGCUCCGCCACAUGGUCCGGAGACUCUCAAACUCUUGGAUCCUGUAACUGGCCUACGGAGGGGCGCAAAUCUUUUUUUGGACGUGAACAUUGCAGCGUUGGAGUCUGGAGAACAGUCGCUUUGCCUCCGAGAUGUAGUAGAAUUUGAAGACAAGUUGAAAAGGCGGCUAAGAUCCACGAAAAUGGCAGUUAAGGAUAUCAGAAUUCGAUGGGAGAUCUACUCGUCGUGA
Messenger RNA from Cantharellus anzutake, 1080 nucleotides. RefSeq lists its product as uncharacterized. The coding region runs from base 1 to 1080 and encodes 359 amino acids. Gene Ontology annotation, molecular function: monoatomic cation transmembrane transporter activity. Gene Ontology annotation, cellular component: membrane. Gene Ontology annotation, biological process: transmembrane transport; monoatomic cation transport. The transcript is spliced from 6 exons. The record is from RefSeq and is a predicted model, not a curated record. NCBI's taxonomy places the organism in Eukaryota, Fungi, Basidiomycota, Agaricomycetes, Cantharellales, Hydnaceae.